CUCUUGUCAAAUCAUCUGCUCACGUACAUUGCCUGCUCUUGCCGUCAGUGGUUUGGUGGCGAAUAUGAAUACAUUUUCCAAUUCCCGAGCACAACUGUUUGCGUUGUAAAAUUGGAACCAUCCUGCGCCAUUGGAACUUGAAUACGAACGUACUUGGCGAGUGGCCUGUGGGGCCCCAAAACACCAACACCAGUGCAGUGGGUAAAGCAAACGGUACGGGUGGUACGGUGGUGGCAGCAGGUAUUGGAACUUCCCAACAAAAAGGCGAUGGUGGCAGUGUAUUAUUGAGCAGGCAGCAAGCGUUCAUAGCAAUCGGUGACCCCUAAGAUUCAUCCACAAGUGGUCCAUUGUGUCGACCGUCGCACCGAACCGAAGCAAUCUCAUCCGGACCCGACCAUGUCUCGCGGACCCGGACCCAUUCCUGCCCGCUGGCUACACUGCCCACGGAAGUCGGAAAAACUGAUCGCAAACCAUUUCCUCGCGUUCAAGACACCGCUGAAGCGUGAGUUUGAGUCCCAAAUGCCCAUCCAGUGCUCCUUCACGCCGUCGAUGCUGUUCGAUCUGAUGAAGUGCCACAAGCAGCGGAUCGGUCUGUGGAUCGAUCUUACCAACACGAACCGGUUCUACGACAAGCACGAGAUCGAGGAUGCGAGCUGCCGGUACAUUAAGCUGCAGUGCCGCGGCCACGGCGAAACGCCCUCCAUCCAGCAAACGAAAGCAUUCAUCGAGCUGGUGGACGAGUUCAUCCAGGAGCGGCCGGUCGAGGUGAUCGGGGUGCACUGUACGCACGGGUUCAACCGGACCGGGUUCCUGAUCGUGUCGUACAUGGUCGAACGGAUGGACUGUGCGCUGGAUGCGGCCCUGGCCGCAUUCGCUGACGCAAGGCCACCGGGCAUCUACAAGGGCGACUACAUUCGGGAGCUGUGUGUGCGGUACGGCGAGGAGGACAAUGUUCCACCGCCACCGGAACUGCCCGGCUGGUGCCUGGAGUAUGACGACGGUGAUCAACCGAACAAUCAUCAGUACGCCGACGAGGACGAUGACAACGAUCAGCAACCGAGCCACGAACAGAACAGGAAAGGUACGAAGCGUCGGGCGCAUGAUGCCGGUGAAAAUGGGCAGACCGGUGGGCCGAGUGGGAAGCGUAAGCGCGCCUCGUACAACAAGAAUGCCGUCUUCAUGGACCGCGUGCCGAACGUGACGCUCGUAACGGACGAGCCGCUGAUCGCCCAGCUCCAGGAACGGGUCCGUACGAUGUGCGGCAGCAAGCUGCAGGGCUUUGCCGGUGCGCAGCCCGUCUCGAUGGACAUGCACAACAUACGCUACCUCAGCGAGAUGCCGUACCGGGUGUCGUGGAAGGCGGACGGUACGCGCUACAUGAUGCUGAUACAGGGCGAGGACAAGAUCUACUUCCUCGACCGUGACAAUUCCAUAUUCGCCGUCAAGGGCAUACGGUUCCCGUCGUUCGCCGAUCCGAACCAGCACGUCACCGAUACGCUGGUCGACGGCGAGAUGGUGAUCGACGAGUACAAGCAGCAGUACACCCCCCGCUACCUGGUGUACGACAUCAUCUACCUGUACAAUCGCGAGGUCCGCCAGCAACCGUUCUUCCCGAACCGGUUGAAGCUGAUCGAGCGCGAGCUCAUCCAGGCGCGGACCCGUGCCAUCCAGCAGGGCACACUGGACCGGAACAGUGAACCGUUCGGCGUGCGGCUGAAAGAGUUCUGGGACAUUAGCAAGUCGCAGUCGCUGCUCGGGCCGAAGUUUAAGCAAGCGCUCGGCCACGAACCGGACGGUCUCAUCUACCAGCCGUCGCUCGAUCCGUACGAGUCGGGCGUGUGUCCGCGUGUGCUCAAGUGGAAACCGCACCACAUGAACUCGAUCGACUUUCGGCUAGUGAUCAAGGAGGAAAACAAGCUCGGCAUGUUGCCGCGCAAGGUGGGGUUGCUGUACGUCGGCGGGAUGGAUCAGUGCUACAGCCAGAUCAAGCUGACGAGCGAGCUGCGCAAGCUGAACAACAAAAUCAUCGAGUGUAAGUUCGACAAGGAGUGGGUGCUGAUGCGCGAGCGCACGGACAAAUCGUUCCCGAACAGCUACGAAACGGCUAAAAACGUGUGGGAAAGUAUCCGCAACCCGGUGACGGAGGAACGGCUGCUGUCGCUGAUCCAGAAGGAAGCGUACCGGUCGGAUUCGGACCGGAUGCCUCCGCCCCGGUCACAUUAAGCGCAACACAGUCACCCAUGGCCACCUUUACCAUGGUUAACGGUUUGUGCGCAGCCAGCCAACGAAGAGGACCUUCCCAAUCCCAUCAUCCGCCGCCUACUGCUCAUUUAUCAAUUCGAAAUUGUUAACUUUUGGAUUGUUGGCUGCACCUGGCUGCUAGACUUUUGAAUGAGCUGAACACAGAUCGUUGUGUAAAGUUGUGUGUUUGUGUGUAUGUUUUACGUAUUAGAUAAGAAACAGGGGCAACCAUUGGCAUACACUCUCGCGCAUUGUUUCCGGCAAGGAAAUGACAAUUUUUUUUAUAUAUAUAUUUAGAAAUUCCCGCAACACCCGGACAGCAGCAGACUAUUUAUAUGCGUUAAGGACGACAUUACCGCGAGAGAUCAUUCGAACGGAAAACGGUUGCAAAGCAGAAGCAUUAAACGAGCUGGUGGGGUGCAGAACAAUGCGAAAGACAUGUUUCAUAAGGUAGGAAAUACGCGUAGUUUAAAGGAAGGAGGAAGAAGCAAGAGAAGGAAGAAAACAUUCAAAAGGAUAUAGUGAAAUUAAUUAUCGCAUACCUUGCAAUAAAGUUCUAUUACAAAACAAAA
Messenger RNA from Anopheles stephensi (Asian malaria mosquito), 2813 nucleotides. RefSeq names its product mRNA-capping enzyme (gene mRNA-cap). The record is from RefSeq and is a predicted model, not a curated record. The coding region runs from base 397 to 2223 and encodes 608 amino acids. NCBI's taxonomy places the organism in Eukaryota, Metazoa, Arthropoda, Insecta, Diptera, Culicidae. Gene Ontology annotation, biological process: 7-methylguanosine mRNA capping; dephosphorylation. Gene Ontology annotation, molecular function: protein tyrosine/serine/threonine phosphatase activity; mRNA guanylyltransferase activity; ATP binding. The transcript has 2 exons.